CCCGAGUUUGUCCCUGAAUACUCUUCCUCUUCCUCUUCCGACGCUUCUACCUCUUUCAGCAUCCAAAAAAUGCCUCAAAUCUUCUUUGAAAAACUAAUAUUUUGUCUACUGAUCUUCUCACUCAACGCGCGUUCCCUCUACGCCCGUCCGUUCAUUCUCGUCCUUUCACAGGACGACAUCAACGACACGCCGCCGUCUCCUCUGGAUGACGACUCGACCGACUGGGACAACUUCGGCGACUCGGAGACGGAUCCCGAGGAGAACCUGGAUCCGGGUUCGUGGAGCCCCAUAUUCGAGCCUUCGAUGGACCCUGACGCGCUGAAUCGGAGCUACUAUGCCACCGUCGCCAAGAUGAUGUCCGCCUUCAGUAACGGCGAAGUGCGGCUGAUGCAGGAGGCUGCGGACGAGAUUGAAGCCGCGGCUAACGAAGGUGAGCCACACGCUCGGUCGGUGCUGGCGUUUUUGUACGGUAUGGGGAUGAUGAGAGAGCGGAACAAGGCCAAGGCUUUUAUGUAUCAUCAUUUUGCCGUUCAAGGUGGGAACAUUCAAUCCAAGAUGGCUUUGGCGUACACGUUUUUGCGCCAAGAUAUGCAUGAGAAUGCUGUUAAAUUAUAUGCUGAAUUAGCUGAGAUAGCAGUGAAUAGUUUUUUGAUUUCUAAAGAUUCACCUGUGAUUGAGCCGGUUAGGAUUCAUAGUGGAGCUGAAGAGAAUAAGGGGGCUUUAAGGAAGUUGCGAGGGGAGGACGAUGAGGCCUUCCAGAUCCUCGAGUAUCAGGCACAGAAAGGGAACGUUGGGGCAAUGUACAGAAUUGGUUUGUUUUACUUCUUCGGGCUGAGAGGAUUGCGGCGUGAUCAUGCCAAGGCAUUGGCAUGGUUUUCAAAGGCUGCAGAUAGGGGUGAGCCCCUGUCCAUGGAAUUUCUUGGAGAGAUAUAUGCAAGAGGAGCUGGUGUUGAAAGGAACUACACCAAGGCACUUGAAUGGCUCACACUUGCUUCUAGACAGCAGCUUUAUUCGGCUUAUAAUGGAAUGGGGUAUUUGUAUGUCAAAGGCUAUGGAGUGGAAAAGAACUACACCAAAGCAAAAGAGUACUUUGAGAAGGCAGCGGAGAAUGAUGAGGCGGGUGGGCAUUAUAACCUUGGAGUAAUGCAUCUUAAAGGGAUCGGAGUAAAGAGAGAUGUAAGGGCAGCAUGUAAAAAUUUUUUAGUGGCUGCCAAUGGGGCUCACCAGAAGGCAUUUUACCAGUUGGCAAAAAUGUUUCACACAGGUGUGGGCCUCAAGAAGAAUCUCCAAAUGGCUACUGCAUUGUACAAACUAGUUGCGGAACGAGGACCAUGGAGUUCUUUGUCUAGAUGGGCACUUGAAUCAUACUUGAAGGGUGAUGUGGGUAAGGCAUACUUCUUGUAUGCAAGAAUGGCUGAGCUAGGCUAUGAGAUAGCACAAAGUAAUGCUGCAUGGAUCCUUGACAAAUAUGGUGAACGAAGCAUGUGCAUGGGAGAAACUGGCUUAUGUACUGAUGCAGAAAGGCAUCAUUGUGCUCAUACUUUGUGGUGGCAAGCUUCUGAACUGGGUAAUGAACAUGCUGCUUUGCUGAUUGGGGAUGCAUAUUACUAUGGCCGGGGAACUGAAAGGGAUUAUGAGCGUGCAGCAGAGGCUUACAUGCAUGCUAGAUCCCAAGCCAAUGCACAGGCCAUGUUUAAUCUUGGAUAUAUGCAUGAACAUGGGCUAGGACUUCCACUUGAUCUUCAUCUUGCCAAACGGUACUAUGAUCAGGCCCAAGAGAUUGAUCCUGCUGCAAAAUUACCUGUUACACUUGCCCUCACAAGUUUGUGGAUACGAAAGAACUAUGCCGACAGUUUCAUGGUUCACAUGAUCGAUUCAUUGCCAGAAGUCUAUCCAAAAGUAGAGGCAUGGGUCGAUAAUGUCAUUUUGGAAGAAGGUAAUGCAACAAUAUUAACUCUCUUCCUCUGCCUUCUCACUGUCUUGUACCUUCGUGAUCGGCAACGUAGGAACGCUGUUCAGCCGGCUGGUGAGGUGGCAUUGCCAAACCAGCUCCAUGAGCAUGCAGCUCCAGCAAUUCAUUAAUCGUCGGCAGAGUUUGUAUUUCAAAACUGUAAGGUAUUGGGUCUUCCCAACCAUGGAUACUUUCACAUGUACAGAAAGAGGUUUCCUUCUUCAGGUAGAAAGAGCUUCAUACGUUGUUGUAUUUGGACCAUAGAGAAGAAAGAAGGAAUAAGAAGUAUUCUCUUGCCAGGCAAAAUUUGAAAGAUACUGUAUUGACCAUAGAUUUUGUUGUGGAGAAACUUGUGUUGUGAAAGAUAUAGAGAGUCUUGUGAUUUGUUGUUCUUUGUACUAAAAGCAAUUUUUUGGCCUUUUAGAAUGAUUGUAUGCUAAAUAUUUACUCAGAUAUUUUUUUUUUCUAGUUUAAGGAACGCCAUAAGUAGAUUGGGUUA
This is a messenger RNA of Mangifera indica (mango), 2450 nucleotides long. RefSeq names its product ERAD-associated E3 ubiquitin-protein ligase component HRD3A-like. Bases 70 to 2082 code for a protein of 670 amino acids. Lineage: Eukaryota; Viridiplantae; Streptophyta; Magnoliopsida; Sapindales; Anacardiaceae. The record is from RefSeq and is a predicted model, not a curated record. The transcript is spliced from 6 exons. Gene Ontology annotation, molecular function: protein binding.